Molecule: messenger RNA, 723 nt
Organism: Sinocyclocheilus grahami
Lineage: Eukaryota; Metazoa; Chordata; Actinopteri; Cypriniformes; Cyprinidae
Product: replication protein A 14 kDa subunit-like
Exons: 4
Coding region: 166-531 (121 amino acids)
Biological process (GO): nucleotide-excision repair; DNA replication; base-excision repair
Cellular component (GO): site of double-strand break; nucleus; DNA replication factor A complex
Molecular function (GO): damaged DNA binding; single-stranded DNA binding
Source: RefSeq, a predicted model, not a curated record
CUCGCCACAACUCGGAACUGCAGUCAGCACGCCAUUUGUUUCUAACGUUGUUCUCUGACGCGACGGAACUUGCUUCAAGUUUUCCCGCGAGUCUGGUGUUAGACUCGACUGGUCGGGAGUCCUUCUGGGUUUUAUUUCUUGUAUGGUUUGCCAUAAACAUCCACAAUGACAGGCGUUUACGAGUCUCCGAAACCCAGAAUCAAUGCGUCGAUGUUGGCUCAGUACAUCGGUCGACCAGUCAGCUUCGUCGGACGCUUGGAAAAGGUGCAUCCAUCAGGAAAGGCUCUUACGCUGUCAGAUGGAGAAGGAAAGUCUGCAUCGGUGGAGCUCAAUGAUCCUCUGGAUGAAGAGCUGAGUGGGAUUGUGGAGGUUAUUGGGAUGGUGUCGAACAAAGGAACACUUAUGGCUGUUUCAUAUGCUCCGUAUCGAGAGGACACAAUCUCUUUCGAUCUGGAGCUGUACAAUGAAGGCCUGAAAGUUCUCCACGAUUUCCCCCAGCGUUACCCGUUUGAGGUGUCGUUAAGUGGUUAAACGCAACACUCGUUUAUUUGCCUUUUACAGUUUCUGGAGAAUUGGAUAUUUACUGUGUUUGCAAAAAAAAAAACCGAUGUAAACGUUAUGUUUUUGUUACUUGAAAUAAAGCCUUAAACCCCUGAUCGCAUUAUUGACCAUCCAUUGACAAAAUAAGGUUGGAAUUCGUCUACUGAAUUACAACAUGCAUUU